CUCCUCCUGGAUUUCCUCCCGUCUCCCGCUGCUGCUGGUUGGCUACAUUGUAUCAGUUCCCACACGAAGAACCACCACGGCACUCAUCCAGAAACGGUGAAUACGGAGGAAUUAACCUGGAUGGGAAGCUCUUCGCUGUGGGAUUAAUUUGCCAGAAGGUCGCGGGGAAAGGACUGGACUUGUGUCGGGCUUGAUGAUAAAAUGCCCUCCGGACUCGGGUUGUUUUCGAUGAGGACGGUAUCUGGAAGUGUGAUGGCAGAAGUCCAGUGAAUCGCUGGCCUCCCCUCCUCUCUUGUGUUGGAUGUCUUGGGGAGUGCGCUGCCACUGGUUUGUGGUGCUUCACAUUUCUGUAGAGGUUUUAUUAUAAUUCACUCUCUGAUUUGUUCUUUUUAUGGAGUGCACACCACCAUGGACAGACCAGGGUUUGGAAUAGGAGUGGCUAGCUAAGUCGGGCGAAAUGUGGUUAAAUGGGACAGGAACGAGUAGACCGUGAGGAUUUUCUAACCCUUGCCCCUGAGUCCCAACCGUCUGAGAGGGUGUCGGACCUCACUGAGGCAAUCCUGGGCCGUUGGCACUAAAAUGUCCCUAAGUGGUGGCACUGCAGGCGGGAAAGGUGUGGACUCUAAUGCGGUGGACACUUAUGAUAGCGGGGAUGAGUGGGAUAUCGGUGUUGGAAAUCUGAUUAUUGACCUUGACGCUGACUUAGAGAAAGACAAACUUGAGAUGUCCGGCACCAAGGACGGCAUGGCAGCACCACCCAGUGCAGUGGCAGCAUUGCCUGACAACAUCCGGUUCGUUAGUCCAGUGUCUGGCUCUCAAGGCAAGGAAAGCAAAUCCAAAUACAAGCGCAGUAAGAACUCUAAAGACAAUAGUAGCAAAGCUUCAGCUGGAGAUGGGGGCAAAAAAGAAACUACAGGACGGACUCAAGGGGAGCCAACAGGCACGGCAGCGGGCGCAGGAGCCGCUGGAAACAAUUCCACCUCUGGGAAGAACAUGGAAAAAGGGGGCAAAGCCUCCAGAGGUGUUCUGAGUAAAAAAGAGAAAGAAGGGGCUAGCGGGAAAAGUAAGAAGGACAAAACAGACGGAGCCCCAGUCGUGGCGAUAGCUGCUGCAGAGAAGGAUGUUGUGUCUCAAGCCCAAGUUGCUCUGGGGAAUAGUCGCAAUGCGUCCUUUGAGAACACACAAUCAACAGACUUGGCAGAAGCCAAUCAAAUGGGGAAUAUUGCACUUGAAUCUGUAGGGAUAGUACCAGCAUUGACCGCAAAAACUGAACCAGAGGAGGUGGAAAAUGGUAACAGCGAAUGCAAGACGUUAAAGAAGGUGAAAAAUGAAAAGAUGGAAUCUCCUGUCUCCACGCCAGCUCCUCCCCCCCUCCACCUCCUGGCCACAGUAGGCAACAGUGAGAUUUCCUCGCCGUGUGAGCAGAUAAUGGUGCGCACACGCUCGGUGGCCGUGAACACAUCCGAUGUGGCCCUGGCUACAGAACCUGAGUGCUUGGGGCCCUGCGAGCCCGGUACAAGUGUCAAUCUCGAAGGCAUUGUGUGGCAGGAAACUGAAGACGGCAUGCUGGUGGUCAAUGUUACUUGGAGAAACAAGACAUAUGUGGGAACGCUGUUGGACUGUACACGGCAUGACUGGGCUCCCCCCAGGUUCUGUGAAUCCCCCACGAGUGAUCUCGAGAUGAGGAAUGGGCGUGGUCGAGGUAAGCGAAUGAGACCGAACAGCAACACCCCUAUCAACGAGAACAGCAACUCCUCAGACAACAAGGGCACCGCCAACAACAAGACGCGUGCUGCUUCUAACAGCAAAGGCCGCAGGGGCAGCCAGACACCAUCAGAGCGCCGCACCCCACCUAACAGCAACACAGAGGACAUUAAGGCCAGUCCCUCGUCAGCUGGGAAACGCAAGACCAAACCAGCCUCGGACAUGGAGCCCAAUUCCAGCUCAGAGGACACCAAAGGCAACAAACGCAUGCGGACAAACUCGAACAGUGGAGGGGUGGGACCAACAGGUCUCCCGAUUCCUUCUAUUAAGACUGAGCCACUUCCACCUCCCCUCGAUCGCAGCUGCCCCUCUCCGGUUCUCAUUGACUGCCCACACCCUAACUGCAACAAGAAGUACAAGCACAUCAAUGGUCUCAAGUACCACCAAGCCCGUGCCCACAAUGAUGAUGACAUAAAGUUGGAAAUAGAUGGAGACAGUGAAUAUGGAGAGGACUCAACUCUCCACCCUGAACCGGGGAACUGUAAUGGAGCAUCUAUCUCACAGAAAGGAUGCUUGUCUCCAGCACGGUCGGUUACUCCAAAAGGCAGGAACUUUGAUGCACAAAGUCCUUCCCCAUCUCCUGGCAAGUUUGGUUCAAAGCAGAGUAAAAAGAAAAUUGCUGAGACAGAUGCAGAGAUGGGAGGUACCCCAACGGAUGGGUGUGAAGAUGGGCCGUGCCUCACUGAUGAGGCCAGUAACGAUGGUAUAGAUGAUAAAAGAGGAUCAGACAAGUCUAAAAAGGGUGGCACAAAAGCUGAUAAAUUGGCCCAGAAAAACAUGAAGUCACCUCGGCCUGUUGGCCCUGCCUCAACAGCAUCCCAGCAGAUGUACCCUUUUCCUCCUGGUAACCCAAAUUCUUCCCCAGGGCUUACCCCAAUGAUACAAGGAAUUCCCAAGAGUCCCCAAAUGAAGGGCACACAACCUAAACCCCCUGCCAUUGGUGAUCCUGCCACAAGUAGCUCCAAAGACAAAAAGAAAAAAGACAAGAAGAAAAAAGAUGGUGGGAAGGAGGCUGACAGCCCCAAGCCUCCGGGAAAGGGAGGGAAACUGGAGGAAGGUAAGCUUCCAUACCCUGAACCUUCUGAUCAAGGAAAUAAGGGGGAAGGACUUCUCAAUGGUUCCUCAGACCCACAUCAGAGUCGCCUGGCCAGUAUCAAGGCUGAGGCUGACAAAAUUUACAGCUUUUCGGACAAUGCCCCUAGCCCAUCAAUUGGUGUAGCCAGUCGGAUAGAUGGCACUGGGAUGCCACAGCCUCUCACACCCCUUCAUGUGGUGAACCAGAAUGGUGCGGACAACUCUUCAGUCAAAACCAAUAGCCCAGCAUAUUCAGACAUUUCAGAUGCUGGUGAGGAUGGUGAAGGGAAACUGGAAGGUGUCAAAGUCAGGACAGAGGACCAAGGUAUCCGGGAAAGUGUCAAAAAAGCACUCUUUCCAAACCAGACACCCAGCAAAGAUUCCCCGUACUAUCCUGGCUAUGAGACAUAUUACUCACCCAAUUAUGUAAAUCCUAGUCCUGGUGUGCCCACUCCAGGCACACCAGUGGCUGAAGGUCAGGCAAAGAUCAAAAGGGAAGAGGACCAGGACCAAGUUGAGGAAAAAGUAAAGGUUGAGGUUCAUGAAGACCGCAAACCUGACAUCAGUGCUCCUGGACAGCAGCAGCAGCAGCAGCAGCAACAACAGCAACAACAACAACAGCAGCAGCAGCAACAACAGCAACAACAACAGCAGCAACAGCAGCAGCAGCAGCAGCAGCAACCCUCAGUCAUCCAACAGCGAUCCAACAUGUACAUGCAACCUCUUUACUACAACCAGUAUGCUUAUGUGCCCCCGUAUGCAUACCAUCCCGAUCAAGCCUACCAUAACCACUUGAUGAACACCAAUCCAGCCUACCGGCAACAGUAUGAAGAGAGGCAGCGACAGAUGGCUGAGCAGCAUCGCGCUGAGAAGAAGUCAGAUGUGGCCAUAAAAGAAAGAGAAGCCUCCAUGAAGGAGGAGUGGAAACAAAAGAGCCCGAUGCCGCCAAGCCUCUCCAAAGCUCCAAGUCAGUCAGAGCUUGGAAAGACGCCGCAGCCCCCAAGCAAAUCCAGGGACUCGCCCUCUGAGCCUUCCUCCAAAUCCCUGGGAAGCAUAAAAAGUGAGGACCCAAAGUCCCAGCAAGCCGAGGGGCUAAAGAUGAAGCUGACUGAAGGGGGCCACCAUGGAAAGGAAGACUCCAAGCAAGCACUGGAGUCCAGAGGUCAGGCAGGAAUGGAGCAGGCCAUGUGGUACAGACAGCAGUAUCCCGAGAGCCAGAAGCCCCAAGCAGAAGAUGAACACCAGCAACAACAACCUCGAUGGAAGGAUGAAAGGGACAGGGAACGGGAGCGAGAUCGUAAAUUAAAAGAUGACAGGCCCAGGCCCAAGGACAGUCAAAGUGGGCCCAAGGAGGACGGCAAAGACGGUAGUGAUCCCAGAAUCACUUCUGAGGACCACCGGGCUAUGAGCAAAGACUCUCGUUCUAAUCCCCACAUGCAGUUCUCAUCACCACUAGCACAGCACCAAGGCUACAUGCCGUACAUGCAUGGUUACCCCUAUGGACAAGGCUAUGACCCUAACCACCCUGGAUACAGGAGCAUGCCCUCAGUCAUGAUGCAGAAUUACCCAGGCUCAUACCUUCCCGGAGGCUAUCCGUUUUCUCCAUAUGGCAGUAAAAUAGCUGGAGGUGAGGAGGGCGGCGACAAAUCUCGCGCCAGCCCUACUGUCACCAAAACGGCGGCAGACUCCAAAGCCCUGGAUAUCCUGCAUCAGCACGCCAGCCAAUACAAGAGCAAAUCCCCCACAGUAGGUGACAAGCCACCCCACGAGAGGGAGCGGGAGCAGGACAGAGGAGCCGGUGGAGACAGAGAUCGGGAAAGAGAGCGCGAGAGGGAAAGAGAAAGAGACGUGGACCGACCACGCUCCUCGCCCUCCCAGCGCAUCAUGCCCUCUCACCACCACCUGGGAUACCCCCUGCUCUCAGGGCAGUAUGACCUGUCCUACGCCACAGGUCUCUCCUCAUCAGCUAUUGUUGCCAGCCAACAAGCAGCAACCCCCUCCCUCUACCCGCCACCACGGAGGUGAGAACGGGAAACCUGACCGUCACACCUCAACCCUGCAAAGAUUCAUGUGACUGGCUCACAUGAGAAGAAAAUCUCCCGGGUGUUACCUUUUAGACAUCAGUUGAAUGGUGUUUCUAUCUAUAUUUUUAGUUCUUCUGCCCCAAGGCGAGGCAGAUUGUCGUCUUUUUUUUCUUUUUUUUUUCUGUCCUCCCCUCGUAAAUGACCUGAAAUUUUUCCAAACCUUGGACUGUAAAGGAACUGAUAAUAACCCAGGUUCAAAGCCAUCACUCUGCCUCACCACGCAGAGGAAACACCAACCCGCUGAUUAUCUAGUCUUUGCACUGUCAACAAAUACAAUGCAAAAAGAGACUAUUGGACUGCCAGAACAGCUUUUUUUGUUGUUGUUGUUGUUUUUUUUCUUUCUUUGACUGCAUUGUUUUUUGUCACACGCAGAAAGAAAUUGGCAGGGGAUCCUGAUGAGUUGGGUGGCUGAUGGGGAAAAGGGGAGUCAAACUAAAUUAAAGACUGAAAAGAAAAAGUGAAUCAUAUUGAAAUGAUUUCAACUCUGUCUUUGGCUUCUUGUAUGCCGUGAAACAACAGUAUAUCCUUAACUUGACAAAUGUUUGGCUAUAUUUCGAGGGGGGGAGAGGGAAUAUGGCAACAGCUGCUUUCUUCAGAGACUUGAGAGCCUGAGACUGAAGUUUAUUCAUGUUCCAUCAUCAUUGUCAAUUCCCAUCCUCUUUGAACCCUCAGUACUUGUUUCAGGGAUGAUGUCGUCAUGUUUUUGCGAAGGGACCGCACACACCUCAAUGGAGAAUAAACACUAUUCAUGUUUUCUUUUUCUCAGUAACACUUCUGAUCCAUAUCAUUGUGUUCAUCCUUGAAUGUGUCCGAUGCUGGUAUGAGUCCUGUUUUUCCUCACAGUGAAAGGGUCACAUCUAUCGUUACACUCAAACGGUGAAGCCACAUUAGCGAGCGAUGAAUUCACAGGGCGUUGUCAUCACUGCAUUUGGCCACUUGUUGGGGUUUUUGGUGUUCUUACUGUAAGACUGUGCUUCGUUCAGCUCGUCACGUUUGAUUGUUUUCUGUAAACAAUGUGAAAAUUUAACUAAACUCAUGUAUUUUUCUGCUGUAAUAUAGACUUUUAGCCUACUUUGAUGUGCAUAAAUGUUUAUAUUUAUCCCAGCACGCAACUGUUUAAAAGCUGUCACUGUUAAAUAGCUUUCAGCCUUCACAGCGUUGAACAUUAUGUGCUCGAAUCAUUGUUUCCUCAACCUCCGCUGUGCUUUUUUGUCUCCCCCAGCAUUGGUUAUAUUGCUGCACUUUUUAUUUUUACUUGGGCUCUACUUUUUCACAAUCUUGGUCAUGUCAUUCAUCUCAACAUGCAGAGUGCAAAUUUGACUGGAUCCAGACCUCUGAAAAGGGUUCGUACAAAGCGUUGAAGGUUUUUUAACCAUUAGGUUUUUAACAUUAGGGAAUAUGCUUGAAUUUGAAUAUACUCUUUGAAAAAUGCUUGAUUUUUGGCAUAAUCUGGUGUUUACUCGACACUUUCACUCAUGUAAAUUUAAAAAUGUUUUAAUAUUUGCAAUUAAACGAUCCCAUCAUAUUUGUUUGUUGUCCUGAGGGCGACAUUUGUUUUUGUUUUGUUUUUUCAAAAUCUAUGAUAAUAAUUUAGAUGUGAUGAUAAAGGCUACGAGACAUUUUUGGUUUGGGUACCUUAACAAGUGCUUAAAAAGUGCUUGAAUUUCUUGAAAAGCUGUACGAACCCUGUCUGAAUCGCUGUCCACAUCUCAGUUCUUUUUCAGCGAUUCAAAGCAAACUGACAGAUAACAUGAAGACAAACUAGUAAAUCAGUGUGAUUUUCAGCCUGUUGUUCACUGACAAAAGGGCGGACAUUUCUCUUGGUGCUUCGCUUGCUCGUGUGGCUUCACCAUUACUCACAUUCACCUCAGACACUUAGCUUGGUUUUCCUACCAGCGGCUAACUUUGGAUCGACUGGGCCAACGAGUCUGACACCUGACAAACAGCUUUCUUUGUUCAGUUGCUGCCUGUGCUGUGAGGUCAACAUAUUGGCACAUUAAACAACACAAGUGCAUAAAACGACCCAAAUAAAAUAAAAAAAUCUUUUAGCUGUUACUGUUACAUGAGCCAAUCAGAUGCAGACAAUAAUUCAAAAGAAGGGUGAGCCAUUAAAAAGCUUUGGAGCAAAAGCUAACAUGGCUAAAACAAGUGAAAUACCUUCAUCACACACACAUGACUGAAGUAGAAAGCUCAAAGUUCAGCUUAGAAGAAGCACGUUGCUUUCGGCUUUCUUUUCGAUCUCAAGCUGGUGGUGCCAGUCUGUAUAUUCACUUUAAAUCUACAGAAAAAGCGACGGCCUGUUCUACUAGAACCCUAGGACCCUCUGGCUUUAAAUUACACUUCUCUUGUACCUCAGGGGUUGUAAGUGAAAUUCUAUCCAGAUGCUAUUUGCAUUGAUUUCAGAGGGUUUCUGUUUGAGGGUGAAGAAAAACACAUUUUCUGCUCUGAGCUGGAUGUGCUGUGGUAGUGGUUCCAUUCAUAAAUGACAAAUUGGCUCAGGAUAGGGACUUGUUAAAGGUUUUAUGCCACACCGUGCUGCUGCGGGGUCUGACGCAUUAUAAUAAGAGCAGAAUAUUGACUGUGUUGUCAUUAAAUUAAAAUGUUAUUGAUUUUUACACUUUUAAAUGUUCCCAUUGUUAUAGUUUUUUUCGCAUUACAUACUGUAUGUGAUCCAGCUGUUAAUUUUCACGCCUAACACCCUCUGAAGUUCAGCUGUUUGUUGAGACUCGUGAAACUGCAGUGAUUCAUUUCGACGUUCACGGACAUUCCCAGUAAAUAAGUUGCCAGUUUCUCGUCCCACGGAAGUUUGCAAGAAGGUUUAUCUUUUAAUUUUUUUGCGCAUUUUAAAGAAGAAUGGCUGACUUGAAAAAGCUGAAUGUGGUGGUGUUUGACUUGUACUUAAUCUGUAAGGGUAAUCUAGGCAGCUGUGAUGUUGUCAUUAAAGUCGGUGGGUUUUAGUACCAGCAGACUGCAUACAGUACAUAUAGUUUUAUCAGACAAUGGUUGUGACAAGUGCAUUUGUUCUCUCUCUGAGAGUAGUAAUGUUAUCUCAGUAGUAAGCAAAGCCCAGUGAAAAUCAUAUAUACUGAAGUGUAUGAAAAGCCAGAAGAGUAAUGUUUGCUAUCAACAUAUUGGAAAGUGCUUGGCUCUUGUAUUUUGCAGGACUGUAUUUGUUUCAUGGUGAAGAGUAUAUUUAUUGGCCAGCAGUUGUCUCAAUUGGUGCCUAGUUGAACAUUCUUCUGUGAAAACACAGAGACACUUGCUCGUUUGUCCUUUUCCCAACCCACCUACUGUCACACAAACCUCCCCUCCUCCUCCCCCGCCCCCCCAAAGUACCAGUUCUGGUGCUUGCAAGGAUGUUUACAAUAUCUUCAUUUUCUUUCUGUGUGAGAAAUUCAGAACUCUUCACCCUCACCUCCGUUCUCCCUCCCUUCAGGAGUUUGUGUAAAGUGUACAUUAUCAUGGUUCUUUUUUAUACAAUACUCUGUAACUUGCCUUUGUAAAUUUGGGCUGGAAAAAAAUAAAUCUUUUUAUGAGACAAUC
Messenger RNA from Centropristis striata (black sea bass), 8465 nucleotides. RefSeq names its product zinc finger protein 609-like. The coding region runs from base 580 to 4863 and encodes 1427 amino acids. The record is from RefSeq and is a predicted model, not a curated record. Lineage: Eukaryota; Metazoa; Chordata; Actinopteri; Perciformes; Serranidae. The transcript is spliced from 9 exons. Gene Ontology annotation, biological process: regulation of transcription by RNA polymerase II. Gene Ontology annotation, cellular component: nucleus.